CGAUCGCCCACUCAGUAACACACUCCACCUUUAGGUGGUCGCGACGCGCACUCCAGAUUCCAGUACCUAUACCUGUACCUGUAUCCAACGCACAGGAUUAUGAAGGACCAUUUCGGUGUCCUGGCAGUCGCGCUGCUGAUCGCAACCGUUGCCGCUCAGGAUCCGUCUUCCAACUACCUUCUCUCCGGUCACUCAACCCCGCUGAGCAGCAGUCUGGCCCACCAGUUCUUCAAUUUGGCCUCCCAGCACGCACAGCUGGCCAAUGAGACCGGAAACCAGGUGGCCCGCAUCUCCAGGGAAGGAACCUACGAUGACGACCAGUGCGAUCGGGAUAUUAACCGCAUCCGGGAUGCCAUCGACAACCUGGAGGAGUGGGCUCUGGAAUUUCCGGACACAUGGGGUCGAUUGCCCAUGGGUCUCUUCUGGGGCCACACAAUCAGCAUGGGUCAGUACGAAGAGUGCGUGGCAGCGUCCUCCACCUACGGCGAUGAAAUCCGUGGACAGUACUGCUUGGCCCGCCUGAACAUCACCACGUUCUAUGAUUCGGUGAAGAAACGUGGCGAAGAGUUCGCCCGCAUUAGUUACAAACAAACAGAUCCUGAGUUCUUUGAGCUGGGCAUCUGUAUUCCCUCGACGUGCAGUCCCGAGAAGUCCGAUCAAUUGCUCAAGUACGCCGUUUCCUACUUUUAUGGCCAGGAUGUUACCCAAUCCACAUUUGAAAUGGUCACGGAAUCGCGCUGCAAAUACGAUGCACCCAUCGAGCUACGCGGCAUUGACAUUUUCGCCAUCAUCUUCUUCUCGCUGAUCAUCUUCUUCAUGGUGGCCAGCAGUGUUUACGAUUACAUCCAGACUCGCAAUGGAGCUCCCAAGAAACCCUUGUUGGUGGCCUUUUCCGUGCUGACCAACGCCCCCAAAAUCUUCACCGUGAAGAAGGUGAACAAUCCCAAUGUGAUCCACUGCCUGAACGGCCUGCGUUGCUUCAGUAUGAUGUGGGUGGUCUUUGGCCAUGGGUACAUGACCUUCUACGACCUGCCGCACAUCAACAAGAACAAGUUCUACACCUGGGUGCAGACCCCCUAUUCGAUGUUGGUCCAGAACGGAUCCCUCUGCGUGGACACCUUCUUCUUCAUGUCCGGACUGCUGAUGUGCUGGGGCGCCUUCCGCGAAUUGGAGCGCACCAAGGGCAAGCUGAACAUCCCCAUGAUGUACUUCCAUCGCUACAUCCGACUCACUCCGGUGGUGGCCGUCGUCGUCCUCUACAUUAUGUCGCUCUAUAAGUACUCGGGCGCAGGACCCAUGUGGUUCAAGUUGGGCACCCAGGAUCAAAGGUGCGCCGACACCUGGUGGGCCACGCUGAUCUACAUCCAGAACUACGCCUUCCCCUACAGCAUUUGCAUCUCCCAAUCCUGGUAUUUGGCCGUGGACACCCAGCUCUACUUCCUGUCGCCGCUGUUCCUGAUUCCUUUGUGGAAAUGGGGCAAGAAGGCCUUGGUGCCCAUCGUGAUCUUCCUGAUUUUGUGCCUGGGCGGCACUUUCGCCACCUUCAUGUUGAACGACUUCACGCUAUUCCGCGUGCAGGACGAUCAUGUGGAUCUGCGCCAGCGGUUGACCUACUAUCCAACCCAUACGCGCAUUCCCACCUGGCUGAUUGGCGUGAUCUUCGGCUACUUCCUGUUCACCCGUAACCGUGGACGCCAGAUCCCGAUGGUCAAGCCGUUGGUGUUGACCGGAUGGUUUGUGGCCAUUGGAACGAUGUUGGCCUGCAUGUGGGGACCCUACUGGCGCAUCCUGCCGGACACACCCGACUCCCCGCUGAUCGAGGGCGCCUUCUUCGAGCCUCUGAGCAGGACCUCGUGGGCUUUGUCCAUCGGCUGGAUCGUUUGGGCCUGCUACAAUGGCCACGGCGGCCUGGUCAAUGACUUCCUGUCCUGGGGCUUCUUUACCGGCUUCAGCCGACUGACCUACUGCAUGUACGUCAUCCAUCGCAUUGUCCAGCUGGUCAACGCCGCUCGUCUGCAGACGGACACCCACUUCUCCAACUACGAUGCGAUCCUCCGCUGGUGGCACGACUUCGGCAUCACCCUCACCGCCUCGAUCUUCGCCACUUUGGCCUUUGAGGCACCCAUUUUGGGCAUCGAGAAGGCGAUCUUCGGCAAACCGGCGCCCAAGAAGCCCACUCCUGGCGAGCUGGCCAAAACUGCCCAGGUGGCAGAUGCCCCUGCUCCUGCUCCUGUUCCUGCUCCCGUCGCCCCCGAACCUAAGGCGGAAAUCUCGCCCGCUCCCAGCAGCGAGGAGAAUCCAUCCAAGGCUUAGGCUUCUCAGCCUCAAAACGUUUUUUUUUUUUCCCCAAA
Drosophila rhopaloa is the source of this 2351-nucleotide messenger RNA. Its product is annotated as nose resistant to fluoxetine protein 6. The record is from RefSeq and is a predicted model, not a curated record. Gene Ontology annotation, molecular function: acyltransferase activity, transferring groups other than amino-acyl groups. NCBI's taxonomy places the organism in Eukaryota, Metazoa, Arthropoda, Insecta, Diptera, Drosophilidae. The coding region runs from base 100 to 2313 and encodes 737 amino acids. The transcript has 6 exons.